Messenger RNA from Serinus canaria (Common canary), 9445 nucleotides. It is a transcript of the gene MAP3K9, whose product is annotated as mitogen-activated protein kinase kinase kinase 9. NCBI's taxonomy places the organism in Eukaryota, Metazoa, Chordata, Aves, Passeriformes, Fringillidae. Gene Ontology annotation, molecular function: JUN kinase kinase kinase activity; ATP binding; protein binding. The transcript has 11 exons. Bases 274 to 3423 code for a protein of 1049 amino acids. Gene Ontology annotation, biological process: protein phosphorylation. The record is from RefSeq and is a predicted model, not a curated record.
GUGCGGCGGCGGCGGCGGCAGGAGGCGGAGGCGGGCACGGAGGAGGCGGCGGAUGGGGGGGAUGCGGCGGCUCCUCCACGGAACACGCUGCCUGGUCUCGCCCCUGCCCGCGCUGGGCUGAGGCAGCCCCGCGCCGGGAAGUCCCGGCAGCGGCGGCAGCACCUGGUGCCGGCGGGCGCCGGGCCGCAUGAACAAUAGGCGGCGGUCCCGGCCCCGCCGCCCCCCGCAGCGCCCGGCUGCCGCGGGCGCCUCCCCCUAUGGAGCAGCCUCGCCAUGGAGCCCCUCACCGAGCUCAGCCAGGAGGGCGCUGGCGGCGGGGAGCCGCCGGGCGACGGACCGCUCUGGACCGCUGUCUUCGAAUACGAGGCGUGCGGCGAGGACGAGCUGAGCCUGCGGCCAGGGGAUGUGGUGCAGGUGCUGUCCCGGGACUCGCACGUGUCCGGCGACGAGGGCUGGUGGACGGGCAAGAUCGACCAGCGCGUCGGCAUCUUCCCCAGCAACUACGUGAGCAGCGGCGUGCAGGGGGGCGGCCCGGAGCUGCGCGCCCGAUACCCGCCGCCCCCCGCCAUACAGCUCCUAGAGAUCGACUUCUCAGAGCUUGUUCUGGAAGAAAUCAUUGGCAUAGGGGGCUUCGGAAAAGUGUAUCGAGCUGUAUGGAUAGGAGAUGAGGUUGCUGUCAAGGCAGCUCGCUAUGACCCUGAUGAGGACAUCAGCCAGACCAUUGAGAAUGUCCGCCAAGAGGCCAAGCUCUUUGCAAUGUUAAAACAUCCCAACAUCAUUGCCCUCAGGGGCGUGUGUUUGAAGGAACCCAAUCUUUGCCUGAUCAUGGAGUUUGCCCGCGGAGGAUCGCUCAAUAGGGUGUUGUCUGGUAAAAGGAUACCUCCUGACAUACUGGUGAACUGGGCAGUGCAGAUUGCCAGGGGAAUGAACUACCUGCACGAGGAAGCAAUUGUUCCCAUAAUUCACCGUGACCUCAAGUCCAGCAACAUACUGAUACUCGAAAAGGUGGAAAAUGGAGAUCUGAGCAACAAGAUGUUGAAGAUCACGGAUUUCGGCUUGGCCAGGGAGUGGCAUAAAACUACCAAAAUGAGCGCAGCUGGGACAUAUGCCUGGAUGGCUCCUGAGGUCAUCCGCUCUUCCAUGUUCUCCAAAGGCAGCGAUGUUUGGAGUUAUGGUGUGCUGCUUUGGGAGCUGCUGACAGGAGAAGUACCAUUCCGAGGAAUUGAUGGUCUUGCAGUAGCAUAUGGUGUUGCUAUGAAUAAGCUUGCCCUUCCAAUCCCUUCCACGUGUCCUGAGCCUUUUGCCAAACUCAUGGAAGAUUGCUGGAACCCUGACCCACACUCACGACCUUCCUUUGCCACUAUCCUGGACCAUCUUACUGCCAUAGAAGAGUCUGGUUUUUUUGAAAUGCCCAAAGAUUCCUUCCACUCCCUGCAGGAAGACUGGAAACAAGAGAUCCAAGAGAUGUUUGAUCAGCUUAGAGCCAAAGAAAAGGAGCUGCGCACAUGGGAAGAAGAGCUGACUCGUGCUGCUGUUGAACAGAAGAACCACGAGGAGCUGCUACGAAGACGGGAACAAGAGCUGGCAGAACGUGAGAUUGACAUCCUGGAAAGGGAGCUCAACAUCAUCAUCCACCAGCUGUGUCAGGAGAAGCCUCGGGUCAAGAAACGCAUGGGGAAGUUCAAGAGGAGCCGGCUCAAGUUAAAGGAUGGCAAUCAUAUCAGCUUGCCUUCAGAUUUUCAGCAUAAAUUCACUGUGCAGGCUUCUCCAACGAUGGACAAAAGGAAAAGCUUGAUCAGUAGCUGCUCCAGCCCUCCUGCAAGUCCUACCAUUAUUCCCAGACUCAGGGCCAUACAGUUGACACCUGCUGAAAGCAGUAAAACAUGGGGACGAAGCUCAGUCCUUCCAAAGGAGGAAGGAGAGGAAGAAGAGAAGAGAGGCCAGAAGAAAAAGGGACGCACUUGGGGACCAAGCUCACUUUGUCACAAGGAGCUAGGUGCAGGAGAAGAGGGUCUGAAAGCUCUGGUGGAAGGAUGCAAGCAGUGGUCAUCCAGUGCACCAAAUCUUGGGAAGAUCCAGAGAACUGCACCUGCUUUUCCAGGAUUCACCAGCUUGGCAGAGAUGGAUGAUGAGGACAGUGAAUGUUUUAAUGGAGAGGGCAAAGUGCACCCUUCACCUGUGCACAAUCAGUCAUACCUCUGCAUCCCAUUUCAGAAGAAUGAAGAAUGGGAUGGCCCUUCUAGUGAUGCCAAUGAGGAGUCCACCCCUGUAAACUCUGCUACCAGUACCCCGCAGCUGACACCCACCAACAGCCUCAAACGUAGUGGCUCCCACCACAAGCGAUGUGAGGUUGCAUUGCUUGGCUGUGGAGCAGUGCUGGCUGCUGCAGGCCUGGGUUUUGAUCUGUUAGAAGCAGGGAAGUGUCAGCUGCUGAUUGAGGAAGAGCCAGAAGUGCCCAAGGAAGAGAAGAAGAAGCGUGACAGCAUUUUUCAGCGAGCUGGACGUCCACGCAGGAGCACUAGUCCACCUUCCCGGAAGAUCUUCAGGAAGGAUGAUCCCCUGUUGUUGCUAGGCGAGCCAUCCACAUCCCUCACCCUUCUUUCCCUGUCUUCCAUUUCCGAAUGUAAUUCCACCCGGUCCCUGCUGCGCUCAGACAGUGAUGAGAUUGUGGUUUAUGAGAUGCCUGUCAGCCCAGUGACAGUCAAGGCUCCCUUGCCAGCCAUUACAAACCCACUGGUCAAUGUCCAGAUUGAGAGGUUCAAACAAGACCCCAACCAGUCCCUGACUCCCACACACGUGACAGUCUCUUCCCACACCCAGCAAAGCGGACACAGGCGCACACCUUCUGAUGGAGCCAUCAAAGGGGGUGGACUGGUUGUCAAUGGGUGCCCAACCAGUGGAUGCCCUUCCAGUAGCUGUUUAAGUGGAGCACUGGGAGCAGGUGUAUUAAAAACACCUAGUCCAAGCAGAGAUCCCAGCGAGGUCCCUCGCCUGCCAGACCCCAACCUUGUUUUUCCUCCAACCCCGAGACGAUGGAAUGCACAGCAGGAUCCCACACUGGAAAGACCCAAGACACUGGAGUUCCUACCCCGACCACGUCCUGCAGCCAGUCGGCAGCGGCUUGAUCCCUGGUGGUUUGUGUCACCCAGCAAUGCCAAGGGUGAAUCUUCUGCCAACAGUUCAAGUACUGAUACUCCCAGCAAUCUGGACUCUUGUUUUGCUAGUAGCAGCAGCACUGUAGAAGAGAGACCUGGAUUACCUGCACUGCUUCCUUUCCAGGUGGGUCCUCCUGCAGAGGAGCGGACACUGUUGGACAUGGAUGCUGAGGGGCAGAGCCAGGACAGCACCAUUCCGCUAUGCAGAAGUGAACUUAACACACACAAAGCUGCAGCAUAUGAACUCAAGCAAGAAUUCUGGUCUUAAUAUGAAACCACUGGGGGCAGUGAGCCCCUCUAAAUUCAAUCCUACUUUUUGCACUGAGAAUGCACUUUGAAAACAGAUGAGAUGGAGGGAUGCUACAGAGAUCAUAUGGUGCUGCCUCUGCUGAAGAUAUGUUGUCAGCUGCCUGAUUUUUGUCUGCAUUUGGGUGAAACUUGACAACUCUGAGCUGCUGACUUUUGCUGUGGGGUUUCCCUGUAGUCUUCCCUGCCCUCUUAUUGCAGUUUGAAUCUGCAAUGAGCUAAAAUUAUCAUAUCAAAGUCUUUUGUUACUGACCUUGUAGGAUUUGGCACUUGGCAGUAAGUAUAUUGGUAUCCUGGUAUUAAUCGGUAUUUUCAAAUAAUAGUCAAAUAUUACACUACAGCAGACAUCAGUGUUUGAUAUUUUCCCAAGGAAUCCAGAGCAGAAACAAAUAAAUAUCUGGAGACUACCUUCUCUGAAAUACAUUCAGAUCAUUAGACAGGCUUGGGAAUCAUCAUACCCCCACUGAAAUAGCAGAAGUAGCUAUCUUAAGACUUGUUUGUCCUCUUUUGCUCAUGUGAUAGUGUAAGGUGGAACAGAUGGCAGGGGAAGAGCAUGGCGUCUCCACUGGUGGAGGUCUUUGAGAGCAGGUGAACCAGACUGUUGGAAACAAGUAGGUGUAGUUGAUCCUGGCUUCAGGGUAGGUUGGAUGAACUUCAGUGAUCUCCUGAGGUCCCUCUCAGCCCUAUUUAUUUUAUGACCCUGUGCUUUCAAGAUGAAGGCUUAUAGUUUAGCUGUUUAGCUUGGGUUUGUUUUUUCCAGACUUUUGUUUCACCAGUCUCUUUUCUUCCCACCCUGUUUCUCAGGCUUACAGUCAAGUUGUCUCAGCUUUGGGAGGGGAGUUAGCAGAAACUUUCUUUAAAGGUGUGUUGGCUUGCAGAAGGAAGUAAGUUAUGUGUUUCCAAAUAUUUUUCUUUCUAUUUUUUUCUCCUUUCUUAUGCCUUUCAGGAGUGACCCAUGAAACCCAAGACUGUUCUUAUGCACACUGGUACUUGUUUAAGGCUGUUUUGAAAAUAAGGCUUGUUAGUAGUUGGAUUGUGCAAACAGGAAUCAGAGCAUCUGGAUUCUGUUUUAUUUUGUCACUGACUCACUGUGUGACCCUGGGCAAAUAAUGUAACCUCUGUGCCUGAAUUUCCCCAUCUGUAAAUAAUAGGAAUAAUACCUACCUCACAAGGGGAGGGAUUGGGACAUAUAUAAUAGGUAUAAAGUCCUUCGAGAUCUUUGAGUGAAAGGCACUAUAGAUAUAUAGAACUUUAUUCUUGUUCAAUUAUGUAAACCACUCCUAGAUCUGGAGCAAGAACAGAGCCCUGUCUGGAAGGAGGAAGUCACACAAAUAGGGUGUGCCUGUGCUCAGAGUUUUCUGUUACAAAGACUUCAAGUGUGUCUGUGCCACUGCAGAUAUGUCUUACUGGCUGUAAUGAGAGCUUCAGUGUUCCCCAAAUUUGGCAUUAUAUAUAAGGGAUGUGGCCUUUAUGUGAGUGUAAUAGGGUAGUCUGCUUUAUUGCAGGGUACAGCAUGUCUGUUCGCUGUUUUUGUACAGAUCUGUGCUUGUUUUGCUAAUCUGCUGAUAUUUGGUUGCAAAUAAGUCAUUUGACAGUGCUGCCAAUGCAGUGCUCAGCCUGUUGGGGCAGUCCAGUCCUCCUGUGAAGGCAGGACAGCUGAAUACUUCCUGCAACUGACAGCACAGUGAACUUGUGUGUUUAGAUGUUUGUAACCUGAUUUUAAAAACCAGCAUGUUUGAGGAAGAACUGUAUGUAAGGCUUUUUAGUUCUGUGUGAGGACUGAAACCAGCAUGUUCCCAUUAGUCAAGUGCACCUUUUUUUCAAGGAUUACAGUAUGUUUAGUUUUGAAAGGUCACAUAUUUCUUGUUUAUCACAUUCCAUGGAAAAUGCUUAAUGGCAGAAUUACUUUCUGCUGCCUCUUAAAUGCUCCAGAGUUAGCCUUAAUGGUGCUACACUAGAUGUUGAAGCUGGAGACACUGUUGACUGUUUAGACAAGGUAUUAUGAUAAGGCAAGAUGGGAUGGGAUUCAGAUACUUGAAGAAAACAUCUGUGACUAUUUUGUUAAAUUUAGACCUUUGACAUUAUUGAUUUCUUAAGCAUCCUUUUGCUUUCCAUUUCAAAAAACUCAGUUUGUGACCCAGACAGUAGCAAAAAGGCAAAACUCAUCCAACAGAUUGCUGAUUUUGAUUGGGCUAUAAAUCAACCUUAAUGUAAUCUCAGUAAGAGGCUGUGUCAGAGGGAUUUGAAUGAAGGACAUGAAAAUAAUUUAUUUUUCAUAGUCUUCCUUAUAAUUUUAAAAAGUCUGGAACAAAACUGGAUCAGCUGUUAGGAAAUUAUAUGUUUUCUAUCCAAAAGGUAUCAUUAUAAAUGUCAUAGGGAAUAUCAUCUGCUCUGCAAAGGCAUCACCUGGAAUAGCUCAAUUUGAACAGAAAUCUUUCAAAUCCAUUUACAUGCAUGAAAUGAGAGGACACCUUUCUAGGUCACACUAUAUAACUCAGUCUGCUAAACUUUGUAAUAUCUGGCCAGUUGAUUUCACCAAGUGAACUUUUAAGGUUUCUGUCAAGUUCCCAGGAAAGAUAAAUGUAAAGGCAAGUUGUUCAGUCACCUCCUUUACUUGGGAAAGUUGAAGAUGAAGAAUUAAUCCUCCCUUGCCCCUCUCUCCCUUUUAUAUAAUCACUUGGUGAAGGUGGUAUGUAGUUGAAGUUUGAGAAGUACUUUGCUCCAAAGAGUAUCUUCCCUAAUCCCAGGUGGACAUUGCUACAUCAAAAAACUUGGUAGGACAGAUGACAAAAGAGUCAAGAAUCCAGGUCAGGGUUACCAGAUUAGAUAUUGUUAUUACAAAGCUGCCAGACAGACUAGGUAGAAGCAUAUUGGUUGGUAUGUGUUUGUUUUGUACUUUUUAUUUGUUUUUUUUUUUAACCUUUCUUCAAUACAAUUAUCGUCAUUGAAUCUAGCAUGUGAAUUAACCUGAGGAAGUCUUUGAGCAACCACCCAUAACUGUCUUCCUGUGGCCAACCUGAGGUAUCAGGCAAGAGGAGUCAGUUCUGAAAACAAGGCUCCUGACUUCAGUAGGUAUUCUCUGGCAGGCAGAGAGGGGGUUCUCAAGAGUUGUCAGGUAUUUUACCUUAUGCACUCCAAAAGCUUUUGCAGCCAUCAUCCUAAGGCCCAGAGGCUGUGUGCAUGUUUAAGAUGGGUCAAAACCUCUCUCUGUAUCCAUCUGUCCCCUCCUGGCUUGAAUUCUCUGCUUUCUUAAUCUGUUGGAGUUUUUCCUUCCCAGUUGUGGGAGCUGAGGUGCUCCAAAUCUCCAAAGAAGUGGUUGACUCUAUUCCACUAGACAGUGAGAAGAUAUGAGCCCAUCAGCUCAGAAAGCUUUAUUUCCCUACUGGUUGCUAAUAUUUCCAUUUGUCAGGGAAACAAAAAAUGUCAGAAUAUUGGUCACUGACCUACCUUUACAGUUGUAUUCUUGAGGAAGAUGGUGAAAAUCUUACUUAAAAAAUUAUAAUAAAUGUAUUGUUUCAUAAAUGUUGAAUAAGUUGCACUUUUGUCUGAGAAAAUGAGAAAAAGAAAACAUGAAAGUCACUGAGCAGUCUAAAACAAUGACAAAAGAAUACAAGCCUUGAAUACAAGCCUUAUAAAGAGGAAGUGGCAGUUUUUAAACUGAUAGUAAUAAUGAGAUUGUAGCUGAGAGAAAUGUUUGUGGUUUAGAAAUAUGUUUGUAUUUUUGUUUAGUCAGCUGGCAGUGUGUAUCACUAAUUUAUGUAAUUGAUGUGCUGAUUUAGAAAAUAGAAAGAAGUUUGUCAGGCCUUCAAAGUAUGCUAUCCCUGUAGCCUGUAUAGUUUUUCUAUAAUUUGAAUAUAAUAUAGAUAUUGGGGGGAAGGCACAGACAUGGCAACCACUGCAAAAAAAGACAAAUUUUUUGAUAAAUUUCUGCUGGUUUCAUAGAAGUUAAGUGUGGGACAAAUAGAGAGAAAAAAGCUUCUGUGUCAAAACUAAGGUGAUUAAAUAGUUACGGAUUCUUUUCUAAUACUGUUGCUGCUUACAGACGGCACUGUGUUCUGUUUUGCCAGCAACUAGGUCUUAAUCUCCUCUCAAUCACUUUCAGAGGUACAAAUGUAACUUUUUAUACAUACUUUCCCUCCAGUUUAUUAUUGCAAUUAUUCAGUAUGGGCAGGGAACCUUGGUGAAAAUACUCUUUUUGUAGUAGUUUUCUAAAAAAUGAGUAUUUUUAAAGUGAUUUUUUUUGUUACUGAUGGGGAAAGACCUGUUCUGGUUUGGCAUGGUUUUAUGAUGAAAUAUUUUUCUGUACCUCUAGGAAUGGGAGUAGUUGCCUUCCUCUUCAUAGCAUGCUGUUAUCCUAAGACAUUGUGGACAAUACUGCAUAGAGAUGUAACUUCGAUAUGUCACAAAACUGGAUACCUCUCAUUCUGUGGAAGGUGAGGCAGUAAUGGUCAAGUAAAGAAAGAUCUUUGCCUUUGGCAUGUUUUGUUCAAUAAAACAUGUAGGAAACGGCUGACCUUGAGUCGCCUUUCUAUCUUGAGAUUAAUUUUUAGUUGAGACCUAAUUCAUAUCUGUGGGAUGAAUGUGGGACCUGUAGUCUCAUUGGAAAUAUGGAAUCAAACCUACUCCUAUGUCCCAAAAUUCAGUGAUAGCCUGUUAUUUUUACAAGUAAUUUUAAGCUAAUGAGCUAAUGUAAAUAAAUUUGUUUCUUUUUGGUUUUUUGAAAUGUUUCUCCUUGGAAAACAUGCUUCUUGCUUUCUAACCUUUUACAUGCACUCUGGAGAUGCUCUGGAGAACUCUUACCACCCCUAUGAAUGAGAAGGGUUAUAUCUUGCAGUGUAAUUUAAGUUCUCCUUUUGACUUUUUUUUUUUUUUUUUUUUUUUUUUUUUGAUAUGAAAAAGGACAUUUCCAUUUGGAAAGUUUUCUGAUCCUUACCCUGUCACUGAACAACAGUUUCUUAGCUUCUCAUUUAAGACUACAAUUUGGGCAAAACUGGACAUUAAAAGUGAGGGAUAGACAUGUGUUAAAACAUAUUUGCAAACAAGCAAUAAAUACGGCAAAUACAAGAACCAAAAUACACUGUCACAGAGCAUAACUUUCAGACUUAAUGAAUCUUUUGUUGAUGGUAUAAUUAAGGUAUCUAUAGGAAAAAAUGCCUUCUUAUGUUUUUUCUUAAGUUUACUAUUUUAAUGCUAGAAUACAGUGGUUUGCACAGCCAGCUAAUAUGGUAGCUAGCUGGACAGAAAGGGUCUUUAACCAAAUCUGAUUUUUUUUCACCUCUUAUUUUCAAUCCAAGUUUUGGUUUAAAUUUUAUUUUUGUCCUUUUUUUGGUGUUUAACAAUCAAUACAGUCUUAAGAAGAACUUAUUAUUGUGAAUCUCACUUUCACAGUUUCAUUAGGCAUUAUGGACAUGAAUCUAUGGAUAUUCUGGUGCUCCCUCUAUUGAAUGCAUUUGUAGAAAGUCAUGCUGCAGUUAAAAUGUGCAUUUGCUUUUGUUUUUUUCCCCAUGCUUGGCUUUUUUAAACAGUUUUGUCACUGGUCAGAGAUGAACACAACUUCUGAAAUUACCUACAUAAACUUUUUUUUUAUGUUGGAAGUAGUCACUCCCAGGUUAGGAAAUAUGUACUUGAGUAACAAUUAGCUUGCCACUGGUGACUGGGUAGUGGUUCUGAUGUUGAUACUAGAAUUAUUAUUGUUCCUUUCUAACAAGGACCUCCCAUUUUUUGCAACUGGAAACUCUUCAGCACUUCCUCAACAUUUGUAUACAAGAAAUACAUUUUAGCUUAUGCACAUAGCUCACUAUGUACAAAAUACCUUUUUUACAUAGUGAAAAAUCUUCUUCUUAUCAGGAACAUAAUUUUCCUACUGAGAAUGGCUUCUUGAGCUCUGUGGUUUUGCUUGUUAGUUUUCUGUUUGGGGAAAUUGUUUAUUUUGUGUUUGGUUUUUAAGCCUCUCAAAUAUAUAUAUAUAUAUAUUUAUAUAUAUA